Dromaius novaehollandiae (emu) is the source of this 12592-nucleotide messenger RNA. RefSeq names its product meiosis-specific coiled-coil domain-containing protein MEIOC-like. Gene Ontology annotation, cellular component: nucleus; cytoplasm. NCBI's taxonomy places the organism in Eukaryota, Metazoa, Chordata, Aves, Casuariiformes, Dromaiidae. The coding region runs from base 2728 to 5418 and encodes 896 amino acids. The record is from RefSeq and is a predicted model, not a curated record. The transcript has 8 exons. Gene Ontology annotation, biological process: mRNA stabilization; meiotic cell cycle; male meiosis I.
UUUUUUUUUUUUUUUUCCCAUACUGUGACUAAAUCUUGACUUCAAGCUAUUCUGUCAAGCAUUGCCCAUUUUUCUGCAUUGUAUUUUGCUUUCGCCGAGAUAGCAAGUCCUCCAGAAAAUACUGUCUUUCUGGAACAUGCUGUUCUCAAGCUAGCGGAAAUAAUUUAUGCCUAAACUGGUUUUGUGGACUCACAUCUGGAUUUUCUGUCUUCCUUUCUCUUGCCCAGGUCAAAGUAGUACAAAAUUCUGCUUUUAGACUUCAUUUAUGGCUAUUAGUGCCUAUCUGCAUUAUUAAAUUAGUGCAUGUUUUUCAGUAUUAUGUAUGCUGUCGUAAUGCAGGAAAGGUUUGGGCUUUCUCUGUUCCUUUAAUUUCUGGUCAGAGCAUGGCUUGCAGUCAUCGUUCUUUAAACACUUGAGUGCAAUCUGCUUUAUUGUGUGCACUGGUGCAAAUACACUAUUGCUAACUAAUGAUGCUGUGUCUGAUGGAAUCUGUCAAAAAGGGUCAGUAAAGGAGGAUCAUGUUUGUCAUCUGUGUGGUUGAAAACAUAAAUGCUAACUCUAAACAGAGUCUCUAUAUUUUGUUGGAAUGUUUAGCCAGAUCUGCAAAGACAGAAUGCGGAGAAGGUAGGAGACAGUAAGCAAAACAUCUCCAGCAUUUAGAAAGAUACCUAAAAGUCAAUUGAGUGUUUGAGACCUUGAACACUGCUUGUGAAUGUAGUAUAGUUUGAAGCAUGUCUGGUGGUGGAAUAACUGACUUUGGGACUUCGAAAGCAGGAGUUUCCAAGCUGUGGUGUGUGUACCAUUAAUACAAGUGUGUAGGUAGAACCCUGCUUUAAAAACACCUAAGUGUAACAACACAUCAUCAAGAAGGAAAAGGCCUUAUUCCAAAAGCCUAAAUGUGGAAAUUGGUUUAAAAGCUUUCUACACUAUGUUUAUAUAUGUUGUUAGUCUUAAAUGAUUCUUGUCUACUUAAGACUUUUGGAGAAGCUGGAGAAGGAUGGUCGUGCUCUUUGAAUGCCUUUACAGCUUCAUCUGGAUAGUAACCAGAGGGAGAAUAAGAAUAACAUACACCAGGGUUGAGAUUUUAGGGAUGGGUGACCUCAUUUCCUAUUUACUGCUGUGUCAGAAAAGCUGUAUGGAAACAUUUAAAUAAUAUUUUGGGAAUGUUAUUUGGUAUGUGGAAUUCUGUCUGCAGUGUUGCUUUUAGCAAUGCUUUCACUGACACGAAAUGUAGAAAAUGGGAACAGAAGAUGACUUUAGACAAAGUCCUUUCUAUAAGAAAAGAAUUUUGAUUUUUAGUCUGCUUGCAUUAAAUUGUUCAAGAACUUAAGACUUUUUUCGAUUUCUACUCUGAAUUCUAGCUGCCACAGAAGUUUUCUCUUGUAAGAUGGAUUUGUAGCGUGAUAAACACUUCAGUUUUAUUGUUCAAGGCUAAGAACGUAUGUUUUCAGUUUUAACUCAGCUAGCUUGAGUGUAUGUUGAAGGAUGGCUUGAGUUUUUAGAAAAAAUAAUCAGAGCUUGUUAGCUCUGUGCUUUCUCUUUUAUUCUUGUCCUGAAACUCCGUAGUAAUACUUGGCUGACGACUGAUUACCCUUCCCAGCAGCCAAAAUGUUUUCAUAUCGUAUCUGUUUUGGCAAGUUGAUUGUUUUUAUGUUGUUUUCUUCAUAAAGAUCAAAAUAGUUCUCUUCCGUUAUCUCUGUGGACCUCUUAAUUUACUUAAAUUAUAUUAUUUCUUUUCUUUAUAGCUUAAGAGUAUAGUCAUGUGAGAGAAAGUUCAGGGUUCGCUAUCUGAAUUAACAAGGCAAAGAGUUGUGGGAAAAUGAUGGCUUUAAUCGUGGAAGAAAAAUGUGUUAAAGGUGAUAAUACAUAACUGCCUAAAGAGAGAGAUGACUGAUAAUGGGGAGAAGUUAAGUUGGGUACAGCACAUACAUAUUAAUAUGCAAGACAGCCUUUAAGUAAAAUAACCUUUAUUUUUAAUUCUUGUUAUAGGCGCGAUAGGGCUAAAGUUGCUCAAAUUAUGCAAGUCUUUCAUUGUUACUUAGCUAAGGUGAACCAAAUUAUAGUUUUCAGUGGGGAAGAUAGGAACAGAAAUGGCAGUUCCAUCAUGACCACUGACAAAACAUAUUCCAGGGAAUUAUUUUUUCAUUUGGAAAUGCCAGAACCCCAGAGGUAGAAGGGACAGCAAACUUGUGAGAACUCUUGUACAUUUAAAUACAAUGCUAGUGCAUCUCAUAGCUAUUCGUAGUUCCUCCGUAGGUAGUGCUUCCUGAUGACAACUUUAAGUUAAGGUUUUAGAAGUACAUGAUCACCUGAGAGGAACUGCUUAGAAAUUACUUCAUAUGUGGGAAAUAGUAGAAGGUGCAUUUCAAAGCCUCCAGUACGCUUUUCUUUUUUUCAAACUGAGAAACAGUUCCUAGGUAAAUCAGUUAGAUAUAUUUCUCCGGCAGUUCCUUUAAGCCUGUAUGUUAAGGAGACUGUUUUGAAGCCUCACAGUUGUAGUCCUGGAGUCCCGUACCUUGUAGCUAUUGCACAAUAGAGGAGAGACUACAAUUCCCAUAGUACUUCCACAUACUGGUACUCCAGUGACAUCAGACAUUACAUGGCUGAGACUGGUUGUAAAGCAAGAAGACUGAAAAUGCUAAAUCUGUGCUUAAGAAUCUAAAUUGCUGCUCAUAUGGCAAUGCUGCAUACUUCAGAGAAGAGAACUUGUAUACUGCUAACAAGGACAUGGUCAAACAAAGUGCCACACUUGGUCAUUACAAGCCACAGGUAAAUAGCAAGAAACAAAAAAUGGACACUCAGUUAUUCUCACCGUUAUUAGGAACGAUUACUAAUACACCACCCCCACUAGAAUCUUCACGUUUAUAUAGUGACUGGGCUGCAUGUGGAGAUGAUACCAGCGCAAAAACUUCUUUUCAAGACUGCACAAAAAAAAGGGCACAGAUAAAUCUUUCGUAUUCUGGUAAUGGCCCCGAUAUGUUUGGGCUGGUGACAAGCAUUUUAGAGGAGCCAAACAAGCCAGAACCAGUUACAGAUUGGAAUUCUCUUUCAAGAUUAUUUCCACCUAUGUGGGCACCUGAUCUUGGAAACAGUGGUGAAUUCUCAGGGCUUUCGCCUAAGCACUCUGUUGAAAGUAAGGAUUUUUCAAACCUGAUUGGCACGCAGAACUGCUAUCAAGAACACUUGCAGAAGGCACAUGAUGUGGAGGUGUUACACAGAGGGUUUGAAGAUCUUCAUCUCAUAGAGUCUUGGCUUUCUCCCUCUGACUCUUGUACUCAGCCUGAUAAUAUCCUGAAGAACAGUUACCCUGAAAAUUCCUCUUUCCAAAAUAAUACUGUAAUUCAGCAAGAAGGGUUUUCUUUUCAGAAUGUGGACUAUAAUCAGCAUGUGUGCAAUUAUGACCUUAUGAGGUUAAACAGAGACUAUGAAAAAAUCAGUUCCAAUUUUAGCACCUUUUCUUCUCAAAACAGAAUUAAAGAAGGCACUAACUUUCAGAAAGAGUAUUGGAAAACUGAAAGAUCAAGAGGCAACAUUAUGAAAAAUGAUGCACAAGAACAAACAAAGUACUCCCCUGAGCUGUCUAACCAACCUGUUGAUGACUCUUGGGAUAACGUAUCCCAGGACAACCACUUGUUUUCUAAAAGAUAUGAAAACUUUACAGCUACUCAUAAAUCACAUUCAUCUGUUCAUCCAUCGCUGUAUUUUUUCAAUCAACCAGCUAAAGAAAACCAUUUUUCUGGAGGAGCAAACAGAAAACCACAGGAAACUCAUGUGCAGAAUGGUCAUAAUACCUUUACUUUGGGGGAUGCUUUUAAUAAUAAUGAAUGUAAGAUCCAUAUUAAUCCUAAAGAAUGCUCUCGUAAAAUUUCUGAAUAUGAUUCAUCUGUAAAAAACGUUGUACAAAAUGGGAGUUACUCAUCAUACCAUGGGCAUUCAUGGCUGGAUGGGAAAACUGCAAGUCCCACAGCUGCAUCAGAUAUCACUUACAGAAAACAAGUUAUAACAAGCCCGCAAUCAUCUUCAGGGGUUUCAACCAUGUCUGGUGGCUCUCCUACCCAUCAGUCUAUAACACAGUCCUCUUACUACUCACAGAUCUCACCUGUCCUCUCUUCAAGGAAAGAUGGAAGGUUACAAGUAUCAAAUGGUGUUUCUAAUAAUUUGGGAGUUUCUAAUUUCAUCUCAGAAAAUCAUAAACAAAUGAAGCCCAUUGGACGCUCACAGCAUGAUUCCUUGACUAAUAAGAAGGGGCAAUACCGUAAAUUUCCCAUUAAUUUUUCCUCUGACUGGUUAACACAGCAGAAUUCUGUAAGUGAAGGCUCUGAAAAGUACCAUAGAUUUCAAAAAAAGCAAACCCAGGAGAACAGUAAUAAAGAUGAUAGAAGAGGCAGAAGGAACUGGAUUCCUCAUUUUGGGUAUACAGCCCAAAAUCGUCAGCCGUUCAAUGUGUUCCGAAAAAAGCAAGAACAAAAUGGUGGUAGCAUGUCAGAUUUCAUCAGUCCUUCUUUUCUUCCUUCUUUCCCAUUAAUGUCUGAUUUUAAGCAAAAUCCCAACUUUCCUCCAUUUAAUCACCAUCUGUUUUCAUCAGCCAAUAAUUUCAAUUUUCCUCCUUCACCAUUUCCAUUCUCAGACCUGGUUGACCUUUUUCAUUAUGAUGAUUUUAAUCACUUGAAUCCCUUCAUCAGUGAUCUGUUUUGUGGGGAAAUAACUGCACCAUACUUUGCCUUUCCAACACCAUUUAACAAGUAUAGACCUCCAAGAAAUCGUAGUGGACCUGCUAAUGAGCUUCAUACUCGACUGGAGGAGUGUUAUGAGCAGUGGAGAGCUUUGGAGAAAGAAAGAAAGAAGGCUGAGGCUGACCUUGCAAGAAACUUUCCAGGAAAGCGCAUAUCUAGCUCAAAUAACACUCCUGUGUCCCGACUUCCUGCUAACCCAUCACGAGUUGAUCGUUUGAUUGUGGACCAGUUACGAGAACAAGCCAGAGUGCUCACCUUAAUAGGAAAAAUGGAAAGGCUUCGUGGCACCCCGGUACAUGGAAACAUAUCCGCUACUUUGGAAAAUCAUUUGGAAGCCAUUCACGUAACACAAGCAAGGCGUAAGGAUGAGAUUGUUAAUGCUGCUAAUCCACAGAGACAAGGAGCAUCGCGUUAUAAUAAUGAAAAAGAUGUUCUGGCUCUGGCAGCUGCCAUUAGGGAGUUGGCUGCUUCUACACGCAAGGCUCGUACCGCUUUAUGGUGUGCAUUACAGAUGACUUUACCAAAAACUUCCUUAAGCAGUCCAGAAAAACAAGAAGAAGUUGAACGGGCAUUGCAAGAGCUUUGCCCUGCAAACACAAGCACACAAGAAAGAAGCAACAUGGAGCAUGAAAACAAAGGAAGCAAAAAAGAAAAAUCUGAGGAAUCAAUGAGGAUUCUGGAAUAAUAGCAAAAAAAAAAAAUAGUAGUAGUAAUAAUAAAAGGGAGGCAGAAGGCCGAGGAAGGAGGGAAGGGGAAAGUGGCUUGCAUAGUGCUAUAGAAAAUGUUUUUGAUAGGUUAUCAAAAAGCAAAAAGGGUUAACAUAACUGAUCAGUGCUGCAAUUUUAUUACUGUGAUUCUGGUGUUGAGAGACACGUCUUGUAAUAGUGUUAAUGCAAUUUUAAUAUUGCUGGUAUUGCAAUGUCUGCUACAUAAGAAUUUUAUUAAUAAGAGGAAUUAAACAAUAGCUGAGCAUUUCCUUGUCUGCUUAUCCAAAGCUAUAUAUCAGCUGUGACUGAAGCCGUGACCUGAGAAAACCAGUGAGUGGCAGAACUUAAUUCUCCUUUCUUUGUUGAUUAUACAAUUUAUCAUACUUUUUUAAAAAAAUCCAUUUGUAAGGUAUUUCAUAAUUGUUCAGGGGUCUUUUUUUGUUUGGUUGGGUCUUUUUUGUUUUUUUGCACCAUUCUAUAGUUCUUUUAAGUGCCAAAGUGAUCGCUAAAUAGUUUGCAUCCUGCCACUCAGUACAGACUACUUCACACUUCUGUACUGGGUUUGUGACAGGGAGUCAGAUUAUUCAGGUACUUGCUAACAGUUUGACAAGAAUAAUCAGUGUUUAAUUGUUGGUUGCGUGAAAUGCUUCAGCAGUUGUGCUGCCAACUCAGUUUCCAGCUAAACUAAUGUAAACCAAGAUUUCGUAUAGCAUAAUCCAUGUAACAGAAUGUUUUAUGUAAAAAAAGAACUAAUUUAAGGAGUUUGUAGUUUUUCAGUAAGUACUAGGUUGAAGUACACAUUAGCAGGUGAUAUAAAAUUGUCACUCAGGAUUAGAAAUUAGACUUAGUGAUUCCUCAGUGGGUUAAAAAACAGUAACUAUAUAACUUCGUAUGCACUUAAUUAAAAAAAGUUAUGUUUAUUAAUAUAAGUUCAUGCUACUAUAAUUUUCGAAAACAUUCCAUAUUUAUUUUAAUGCGUUUAUUGAAUGUUUAUUUAAAAUUCUAUUUUAGUAAUAUACAGUUGAUCUUUUGCCAAACCUUCCAAAUAAUCAGAUUUAACAAUUUACUCAGGAAAUAUGUAUAUUAUUAUAUAAAUAUACACAUGGUAUAUAGGGAUUUUUUGGGGGAAGGGAUGUUUGCAAAAUAUUUACACAAAGCUAACUAUAUACUAGGUUACCAAAGCUGUUUAACUGAUUCAUUUUAGCAUGAGAGGAUUUCAUGUAUUUAAUUGCUGUUAACUAGUCUCCAUUCUGUGGCUUAGACAAUCAGAAGUAUUAUGCAUCAGUGUGAAUGUUCAGGGUGAGAAUUAGAAAAGAAUGAGUAAUUCAAGUUUUGUUUGUAGGGUACUUGCACAUAUUUUAAUGCUUUGACAACUGUGUCUUAAUGUUAGAUUAUCUCUUAACAUGUAGUAAUAACCAGCUAAGGUUCUUAGGUAUUAGUAUAUUAAUGAAUGGCUUUGGAGAGCAGUUCUUAUUUUAAAAGUGAAUUAAGUUGGGAUAUGAGGAAAGUUUGAAAGACAAAAAUGAAGAUUUAUCUGUGUUUCAUGAUGUUUGAUGUUGAAUUCGACACUUUGUGGAUAAAUAUAUAAUUGUUUCCAUAUAUAUAUGUACUUGCAAAAUGUUCCAAGAAGAGUCCUGUAGUUUUGAAUCUGAUAAUGUUUUUAGAACAAAUGUAUUCUCAAUAGUACCAUCGUUAACUGUAAUGAGGCAGUAACUACAUAACUUCAUAGACAAAAGUUACAGAAGCCUCAUUUUAAUCCACUGAAUAAAGUUUAAAAAUGGGAGUUGAUAGAAAUCAGCAUCUUAGUAUAGUAAGAUCCUUUCCUAAAGAGAAGUGAAUUCAAUUGAAAUGAAUAUUUUCAGCGUUAGCCUAAAAAAGUGGGUACUGGAGAGUUAUUUUAGUGCUGUGUGAAUGCAUGUGUGCAUGUGCAAUUCAUUUGCACAAAUGAAUUUGAGAACGUUAAAUUUGCUUUUGUGAAACUAAUUAACUAUACUCCAUGGUUUAAAAAGGUGGAGUCUACAGUAUUUGAGUUAAUGGCUGAUUUUGUUUUCGAAUUAUGAUUAGUAUGUUGACAGGAAAUCAGAAUUUGAGUCUUGAUUUGCAUUUCUGUUUACAGAAUAAUUGUAGUCCUGCAGGAUUGUUUUGUAGUGGUGAAUGUAUCGGGCGUAGUAGGUCCGUAUCGUAUUGUUUGUGUGUUAAUUAUUAUUGUGAAGGAUUGUGGUCUUAAUUGGCUCACGAUAGGGUUAAUGUGCCUUUAACAGUCAGUAAAUAACUGUAUGCUUUCAAUUGCAGUCUAAAAACGCAUUUGAAAAGGGUUACAGUGUGGCUGCAUUUGACUAUAGCUAACAAGUAGCAUAUGAUAUUAAUGUUUGUACGUGAUGUCUGAUUAUCCGGUUAUGGGCUCUUUAACAAGCGUAAAGCACCAUAGCUGCUGCGAGUCACCACAGUCCCAAUGUGCUGGUGUCAGACUUUACUGGUCAUACCCCGCGACGUGACUAGUGUGCUCUCUUAUCUCACCUCAUCUUGCUCUGUUUUCUUCAUAAAACCCAUUGGUCUUCAUACAAAAAUGUUACGCCCGUGUCUUUAAACCCUUUGUUUAUGCACAGCUUUAGAGCUAUAAAAAGCAAAAGUCCUUUCGGAGUGCUUAGGUUCUGUUGCUUUAUUACGUACCCUUUUAUAGUUUAGGAGAAAUAAUACUGUAUUUUGUAAAAAAAACCAGUUUACAUCUGGUGUUGCAGUUGCUUUCUUACAGUCAUAAAAGAUUUUUUAGCUGACUAGUGUUUAAUUUGGCAAUGAAGUACAAAUUCUAUGGGUGUUGCAUUGAGUUGUUGGCAUGGUUAAGUAUAACAUUUCUGUUUUUACGGGACUAAUUCUAUUCCGAUUUCAUUGACUUCAGUGGAAGCAGAGUUGAGGUACUAUGUUACACUUCAGCUAGAGAGGUGGUUUUGUUUUGGAGCUUGAUUUUUGAGUUUUUCUGUUUGGGAAGCAAGGAAGUAAAAUUUUGCUGAAUUUCUUGUUUCAGAAUAGCUUUGAGAUUCAGUUGUUCUUUUUUUCUGGUUUGGUUUAUGCAGUUUGAGUUUUUGCAUGAGGUGAAGAAAAUAGCAGAGUUGUAGCUAGUAGUGGCAGCAGUGACACUAGAUUGCUCCCUUUUAAGAGAACAGGAUACUUACGAGUCCCUUUUCAAAUCAAGAUUAUAUGUUUUGAUAGAUAUGAGUGAAUCUUAAAUGCUUCAAAAUCCCAAACUGGUAAUCCAGUAUAUCAUAGAUUUAAAAAAUGUGUGUGUUAAUAACUGGAGACUUCUGAUGAUUUCACCUUAUUUCUCAGAAGAGGGGCUGCUUCAGAGUAAGAACCCCCUUUUUUUUUCUCCUGAUAGGUUCAGCAUCUCUGCUUUUCUUCUGUAUUUAUGAAGUUCCUAUAACUGUUAAGUUACUUUAGUAGUAUUUGUAUAAACUAAAACUAGUGAAUUCGUUUGUCACGACUGCUGUUAGAACAGCAUGUACAGAGAUUGUCUAGCUUUCUGGUGCUUGUGUUACUGAGCCUUUUCAAGAACAGGCGAGUCUGUAUGAUUCUGUUAGUUCCCCAAUGACUGCUGUCUUUUCCCCUAAACUGGAUACUCUUCUUUGCUGUUGGUGUUUGCCAUUGCUAUUAAUCUUUUCCCAGUACCUGGAUAUAUAUCAUUUGGAAAUGAUUUGCCUCACAGCUUGAGACCUGAUGCUCUAGUCUUCAUCAUAAGUCUCUUACUACUCUCAGUACAUUUUCUCUUUGAUGAAGUGCUUUGUAGAAGAUGGAGAGUAUACAAGCAGGAGGCUUUUUGAGGUACUUGCUGGUAUUUUGGCCUUUAUUGCCUUACCAGGCCGUGUGCUGUGUUUACUUCUUGCCUUCCGUGUUAAAUUGUGUGAGUUGGCGUGUGUGUUCUUCUGCUCUUUGAGGCAUGGGAUGCUUGAAUGUCUGUGUUAUCCCCACCCCACACCCUCACCGCUUUCUUACAAACUGGGAUGAGACUUGACAAGGGAAAAAAGGAAGGCCAGGUUUAUUGCCAGAGGCUAGAGAUAAUUGAGAAUCAAGCAGACAAAUGUGACUUACCCUUGUUGUAGCUGAAAUAAAAAAAGAGGUCUUUUUGCCUAGGAAGGUCCUUUCUUCAUUUUCGGAGAAGUGUGAAGGUAUGCCAGAAUUUUGUAGAAGACUUCCUAGCUUUAGUCCUGUGUGCUUUUCCUGUGGAGACCAUGAGCGCAGCUUCCUGGGAUUAUCUUUGAUCUGCUCUCCAGGCUUUCUCCCAUUCUGUUUGCAGAAAUAAAGGAGGAAAGUGGAGCCACAGGAAACCCUACUUGCUGUGGAUAGGAUCACUUCUCUUAACGGCCGUGGCUCCAGUAAUCCCGAAGGUGUGAGCCUGAGGGUCCAAGUGUCUUUGUCUUUCCUUCAGCUGUGCUUCCCUUUCUUCCUCGUCUGCUGGUCAUAGAUGCUGCCAGUGCUUAACUGCUGAGGCUUGUGGUAGAGUCCACGUGUUCUGGUCGCACUCCGGUAGCCAUCCUUCCACCCUCAAAUGGUCUAAUCAUGUGGAAGCGAUUGAUGCUCUCAACUACGUACCGGCUUGAAGUGGCUAGAAUAUGGUUUGGGAAAAGCUGCUUCAAAGUAGCUGGAUGUGGUCUUCCUCUUAGAGCAGGUUCACCAACUCUUGUUUCUCAACCGCUGUCUCUGUCAGGAACGAGAAUGAAGUAGGAUUUAAACCAUCUUUUCUAAAUGCAGUGAAGUACAUAGAAAUAAGAAAGGUCCCAAAUGACAAGGAACACUUCAAAACAUGUAAAUGCUUCAUUGAAUUGUUUAUUUUGGAGUUAUUUUGUUUGUUUUUGUUUUUUGAGAUUUGUUCUUCCUAAAAUUAGAGCAUUCAGCCUUGCUCAGCAUAAUAUUCUCAAAUAUACAAUCUAUAUUAGGUUAUAGCUCUAGUUCUGUUGGAUGUUGGAUUUUCAUUUAAUUGCUGUAGAGAUUAUGCAACAAACAAACCUUAAGCCUAUAUGUGUUUUUUAAAAAGUUAUAUCCUUAUCUGCUCUGAAAGCUGAUUUUAUUCUCUGUUCAAGAGCUGUGAUGUCAAAGUGCUGCAUGUUGGAGCAACCCAAAGCAGUAGGGGCCUGGGGUGGUUUUUUUGGUUCUUUGUAUCUUUGUUUCUUUUGGCAGUGUAUGUGACCUUAGUUGUAAAAUUAAAUUUUUAAUUCUAUUUUAUAUCUACAGUAUUAUGUAGAUAUAUAUAUAUAUUUAAAUAGAGUCAUUAAGGUGGAAAGUUUUGAGUUCAGGAUUAUUUUUUUAAAUCUUCAAGAUUGUAUAUUAUAUUAAAAAAGAAUAGGGAAUGUAUGAGAGGAGUUAAUGUUCAAAUAAACCUUUUUUUUUUCUUUCUUUUUUUUUCUCUUUAAGUGGGUGCAUUUGCAAUUAGGCUACUGAUGAGCUAGGUGUGAUGCUGCUUCCAUUGAAGCCAGUACCUUUAACAGAUUUUUGACUUCAACUGGCUUUGUUGCAUUACUGGCCUGAUAUCUCGAGUUAUGUAGGCUCUUUGUAAAUACGAGCUUAGUAGUUCACCUUGAACAAUUGAUAUAAAGAAACUCCAGAAGGAUGUGUUCCCAACCUUUUUUUAUAAGGUUUCUCACUACACUGACAACUUGGAAUUAGAAGGAUUAUUUUGCUUUCUUUCAAAGCUGAGGAAUAUACCUGCUGCAAAAGCUUUGGCUGAAUUAAAUCUGUGGGUUUCUGAGAAUUUUGCACCUUGUUUUAUCCUGAUCUGCAUGGAUAGAAAUACAGCCUUAACCAUGUGAAGACCUUGAUUCAUUUCCUGUGCAGUUUACCUGUCUCAAUCACCAGCACUUUUUUGUUUUGUAGAAUAUUAUAUAAAAAUUAGGCAUCUAUGAAUUUAUUUUUUGUUAUAGAUUGCUUUAUAAUUUGUUUUUAAAAAAAAACACAUUUUUUCAAUCAGUUCUAUCAGUUAUAUAAUAUGAAGGGUCAUUAUUUUUCUUCGUUAGCAAUACUGUAAUCAAAGGUGCAAAAAUAAGAUGCAUUUGAUGUACGUAGUCUGUGCUGUUAGAGGUUGAAAAUGUAUGGGAUUAUGAGCGACUUACUAAAAAAUUGAGGAACUGGAGCUAUAAAUCCUCUUUGCUGCUUGUUUGCCAAAUAAGCUUUAAAAAAGGAAAUUAUUUGCAUAUAGUGUGUAAAAGCUAGUUAGACCAGAGUCAAAUUUAAAAAAAAAAGAAAUCAUUGCUAGGCAAAGGUUGCUUUACAUUUUUUACUGUAUAAAAUACAACCAGUUUAAAACUUGUUUAUGCACAGUAAUAACUUAAUGAGCAUAGUUUUUUCACAGAAUUAGGCUAUUUCCAAUAUAUAUGGGAAAAAUAAGUUUCCUUUUAUUUUUUAUGACAGAUAUACAAAGAUUAAUAGUGUCUAUAUUUUAAUAUAAUAUUUGGUGUCUGAAGUAUAUCUUUUACAUGUUUGUUGGUCAAACGCAUUUACUUAAAGCAAAUUUUACACCGCUGCUGAAAUAUUACUGAAGGAGGAUUUUGUGAGUUGAUCCAUUUAGUAGACCCAACAGGAAUAUGUGAAAGUAUAAUUUAGCUUAAAAAAAUUUUAAAAAGGUCAAUUGUUGAUUAUACAAGAUUUUAAUCAGUCAGUUUGGCUUAUUCAAGUAUUUCUGUCAAACAACUGUUGAUAUCGAAUUAACGCUGCAAAAAUCUUACUUUCUACCUCCUGUGUAACAUUCUUAAAAUUAUACUUCACAGAUCUCUUUUGGGAUAUACUUUGAUAUUACAGCACGUUGGUACACCUUAACUUGUGAAUCUCCUGUGCUUUUCCUUUCUUCUGUUGGUUGUUUUAUGUGGAACACCAGGAUGCCUUGUGGCUGAGGCUAGAUUAUGUUCACUUGUGCAAAGUAGCUUCAGGCAAGCUGUGUACACUUACACGUGGUCUCUGUUACGCAAAAGGUACAACAGUCGGAAGAUUAUAAGGUUUGUGUUACGUGUAUGGAAGUCUCAGAGGUAUGAGAAUUCUGUAAUAAAUCAUGGCCAGUGUAAUUUUUUAGUAUUUUUAUGUAUGUGAUUGAUUCCUUUUAUUUAAAUAAUCAAUUGUGUUGUAUGUAUGUCCCUAAUAAAUAGUUACAGCUUGUUGUUUCAUUUAGUUCAA